This is a messenger RNA of Lottia gigantea (owl limpet), 1785 nucleotides long. RefSeq lists its product as hypothetical. Gene Ontology annotation, biological process: sodium ion transmembrane transport. The transcript has 14 exons. Gene Ontology annotation, cellular component: membrane. The record is from RefSeq and is a predicted model, not a curated record. The coding region runs from base 1 to 1785 and encodes 594 amino acids. Lineage: Eukaryota; Metazoa; Mollusca; Gastropoda; Lottiidae.
AUGGUCAAUGGAAAUGUAAUUCUACAGAAGACAACCGAGCCAGAAGUGGAAAAUGUAGCAAGGGAUAAAUGGUCAAAAGGAUGUGACUUUAUAUUGUCAUUGAUCGGUUAUGGAGUAGGCUUAGGCAACAUUUGGAGAUUUCCAUAUCUGUGCGCUAAAAAUGGAGGAGCUGUAUUUCUUAUUCCGUAUCUCAUCUUUAUGAUCCUGUGUGCCUUUCCAUUAUGCUACCUUGAAGUAUCAUUGGGACAAUUUUCUGGUAAAAGUACUUACAAUGUAUGGGAUAUUUGUCCUAUAUUAAGAGGUGUCGGGGUUGGUAUGACUUUAACAAAUGCCCUCUUUUGUUCGUAUGCUAAUCUGAUAUUAUCGUGGAUUUUGUAUUACCUGGUCUACUCAUUCAUGUCGCCUUUACCGUGGUCUAAUUGUGAUAAUUGGUGGAAUACGAAGGACUGCUACAUUUACACAACAAUUGAGGACCCGAGUAACACUUCCAUUAACUCGGAAUUAAUGAUGAACGCAACUGAUUUACUUACAAACAUUGCACAUACACUUCCUUCUGAAGAAUUCUGGCAGUACAAUGUUCUUAGAAUUUCAUCCGGAAUUAAUGACUUUGGGAGUGUUCAGUGGCAUGUUGUGUUUGGUUCUGCUGUUGGUUGGUUCAUUACAUUUCUCUGUAUGGUGAAAGGCGUUAAAUCUUUAGGAAAGGUUGUCUAUGUAACUGCCACAGCACCAUAUAUUUUGAUAACAAUUAUACUGAUACGAGCCAUUACAUUGCCAGGAGCUUUAGAUGGUGUAGAAUUCUAUAUUAUACCAGAUUGGAGUAAACUGUUAGAUAUUCAGGUAUGGGUCCAAGCAUUGAUGCAGAUAUUUUUUUCUCUUGGUAUGGGAUGGGGUGGAUUUAUUGCUAUGGCCAGUUACAACAAAUUCAACAACAAUGUAUUAAGAGAUACCAUUAUUUGUUGCGUUGUUUGUGAAGGUACGAGCUUUUAUGCCGGUUUUGUAGUGUUUGCUGGAUUAGGUCAUAUGGCCUACUCAACAGGCUUGACUGUUGAAGAUAUAAUUAGAACAGGUCCUGGAUUAGCAUUUAUAACAUAUCCUGAUGCCUUAAGUCAGCUACCCGUUCCUCAGAUCUGGGCUGUCUUAUUCUUUAUCAUGUUGGUGUUUGUUGCUCUGGAUACGAUAUUUAUUGCCAUAGAAGUUUGUACAACGACAUUAAUGGAUGUUUGUACAUUUAUCAACAGUAAAAGGAUUGUCCUGUUAACUGGAAUAUCCUGUCUCAUUAUGUUCUUGGUGACAUUAAUAUAUACAACUAAUGCUGGUGUCUAUGUCUUCCAAAUCGUUGAUUGGUACUGUGGUGCUAUUGCUCUUUUUAUAUACACUCUCUUAGAAUGCAUUAUAGUAGGGUGGAUAUAUGGAGCAGACAGAUAUUAUAAAGAUUUAGAAAUGAUGUUUGGUAAAAAACCGUCAAUUGUUAUGAAAAUACUCUGGUGUUAUAUAACUCCUGGAUUGAUGCUGGUUGUUUUGGCAUUAACGUUUUAUAAUUUCAAAACUCCUUCAUAUGGAGAUUACGUGUAUCCACCAGGGGCAGAAGUAUUUGGAUGGUUAGUGGCAACUCUACCAAUACUUAGCAUCCCAACAUGGAUGUUGGUAGAUGUUUUGAAAAGAAGGGGGCCAAUUCUACAGAGAAUAAUGGAUGGAUUUAAACCAAAUGAUAAAUGGGGACCGGCUAGAGAUGCUGAUAUGGUAUAUAAUACGAACUCACGUGAAAAUAUGGAGAUGUUCAACUAA